This is a messenger RNA of Colletotrichum graminicola M1.001, 4059 nucleotides long. RefSeq lists its product as uncharacterized. Bases 1 to 4059 code for a protein of 1352 amino acids. The transcript has 4 exons. Gene Ontology annotation, molecular function: catalytic activity; protein binding. Gene Ontology annotation, biological process: nucleoside metabolic process. The record is from RefSeq and is a predicted model, not a curated record. NCBI's taxonomy places the organism in Eukaryota, Fungi, Ascomycota, Sordariomycetes, Glomerellales, Glomerellaceae.
AUGUAUGGAUGGCCUCACCAACGUCCCGGUUACACGCUUCUGAACGGCGCUCCCAAUACGUUUGGCAGCAAGUUGCCUCGAAGAGCUCUCUCACAGUCUGGCGUCGGUAACUUGCCAAAUGCCAAUCAAGUCCCGAUAACAACCCAUGUCCGCGGCACAGCAGACAGCGACUGUCUCAUCAAAAUCACUUCGAACCCGGAAAACUACACCGUCGGCUGGAUCUGCGCCAUUACCACCGAGUUCGUCGCCGCACAAGCCUUCCUUGACGAGAGGCACGAUAAACCUGCGCGCGUUGCCCCUCAAGACAGCAAUAGCUACGCUCUAGGCAGUCUCAGUGGCCACAAUGUAGUCAUCGCCGUUCUGCCCCAGGGUGAAUACGGCACGAACUCGGCCGCCGUCGUCGCCAGGGACAUGUUGCACAGCUUCCCCAACAUCCGGGUUGGGUUGAUGGUCGGGAUAGGAGGCGGUGCUCCGACCCCUGAGCACGAUAUCCGCCUUGGCGACAUCGUCGUCAGUCGCCCGCGCGACGGAAAAAGCGGCGUGUUGCAGUACGAUUUCGGCAAGACGAUCCAAUCCCAGGCCUUUCAGCAGACCGGGUUCCUGAACCAGCCACCGCAGGUCCUGCGGACAGCUGUGGCCAGCCUUGAGGCCAUGUAUGAGGUUGACGGUCAUCAGCUUGAUGAUCAAAUCGAGGCGGUUCUCCAGAAAAAGCCGCGCCUUCGAAAUAAGUAUUCGCGGCCGCCGUCGAGCAGUGACAGGCUGUACAAAUCGGACGUCGUGCACCCUCAAGACACAAAGGACGGCUGCAGCCAGGUCUGUGGCAACGAACCUUCGGCCUUGGUGCUGCGCCGCCAACGCGACAGAGAUGAAGACGAUGACCCGGCUAUCCACUAUGGGCUUGUGGCCUCUGCGAAUCAGCUGAUGAAGGAUGCGCGCGUGAGGGAUAAGCUCGCAGAAGAGAAUGAUGUACUCUGCUUCGAGAUGGGAGCAGCGGGCCUGAUGAACCACUUCCCCUGUCUGGUCAUCCGUGGCAUAUGCGACUAUUCGGAUUCCCACAAGAACAAGGAGUGGCAGGACUUUGCCGCUAUGGCGGCCGCGGCGUAUGCAAAGGACCUUCUCAACCAGAUCUCGAUCAGCAGGAUCGAAGGCGAGAAGAGAAUAGAAGAAGUCCUAAAAUCACUGGAACGAAACAUAACCAAUAUUCAAUUUACUGCAAAUCAGAUCGGUGAAACGGUCAAGUCGAUUCAAUCUGAUGGCCGUGUCGCGCAAAUCAAGAAAUGGCUCUCGCCUCCGGACACAUCCACCAACUUUAACCAUGCGCGAAAGGUGCAACUUGAAGGAACCGGCACGUGGUUUAUAAAGGGCGCCGCCUUUGAGGAAUGGGAACUCGGAUCGCGUCGCCAUCUGUGGCUUCACAGUUUACCGGGAUGCGGUAAGACCGUCCUAUGUGCCAAGGUUCUCCAUCAUCUCAAAAGCACAGAGGGAUGCGUGACUCUUGAAUUCUUUUUCGAUUUCAGCAAUACGGCGAAGCAGAAGUUGGAUGACCUACUCCGUCCACUCAUCUUCCAGCUCUACAACCACGGGGGUGAGGCUGCAAAUGAACUUGACGCUAUAUUCAACUCUUGCCGUGGCCAACAGCCGGAAACAACGGCACUGGCGAACACUCUUCACGCCAUGAUGAAACGGUCCAAGAAGGUUUACAUCAUUCUCGACGCUUUGGACGAAUCCACUAUGCGAGAAAAACUUCUCGAUUGGAUAGAGAACAUCGUUUCUAAUCCUGAUUUCGACCACGUUCAGCUGCUUGCCACCAGCCGACCCGAAGAGGAAUUCCGACGCAGCAUUCCCGUCUGGAUUGGCAAGGAUAGCUGCAAAGAGUUGAACAAGGAGUCUGUCACCAUCGACAUCCACGCUUAUAUCAAAGACAGACUAAAGCACAGCCCGGAGUUCAAGAAGUGGUUCCGAUGGGCAGCCUGUCAACUUGAUAGCCUUGAAGUGUGCUUGGACCGCGAAGGAAUCGAGGCAGCUCUCCGAGCUCUGCCCCGAGAUCUGAACGAGACCUAUAGCCGCAUCCUCCAGCAAAUUCCACAGCAACGCAAGAUGAAAGCGAUCCGCCUUCUCCAGUUUCUUGUCCAUUCUGUCCGACCUUUGGAACUCGAGAAAGCCGUAGAUGCGGUAGCCGUUCGGCUUGACAACGGUCAACGGUUUUUUGACCCCGAAGACAGGCUGCCUUGUCCAGCCGAUAUCAUGCGAUUUUGUCCAAGCCUGGUGGCCAUUGCCCGAGUUUCAAAAUCAGAAUACGAAGAAGAGGUGGAGGAAGUGCAGCUAGCUCACUUCUCCGUCAAGGAAUACCUUCUACACUAUGAUGUCGAGGGAUUUCGUCACGCAGAGGCUAGCAUCAGCAUCACCCACAUGUGCUUGACCUACCUCACCAGUAUGGCAAAAGAAGCCGCCAGGAUCACCCACGCACGUUCGACCUAUGUCACCAGCAUAUCAGAAGUAGAACUGGAUGAGGAGGACAAGUCAGUUCGCAGAAUCAUUAUGCGGUGCUUUCCACUGGCAAGAUAUGCUGCAGAAGUUUGGUUGAACCAUGCUAAGCUUGCUGAAGGUGUGGACGAAGCUGUGUCGGCUGCAACGGUUAACUUCUUGUGCAACAAAACAGCACUUGAACAAUGGAUCCGACUGUUUCCACCCGAAUUUCGAUUGUAUACAGGCGGCAGGGAACCGUUUAUACAAUUGAAAUACACAGAAGCAUCCUGUCUAUAUUUCGCAUGCUCUACUGGGCUCGGUGGAACUACAAAGCAGCUGGUACUGAAGGGAGCAGAUGUCAACGCUCAAAGCGACUAUUAUAAUGGUGCCCUUCAGGCUGCUUCCUUUAAAGGCGACAUAGAGCUUGUCCAGUUGUUGCUCCUCAGUAAUGGAGCAGAUGUAAAUGCUCAGGGCGGCAAGCAUGGUAAUGCUCUUCAGGCUGCUCUUAUUCUAGACCACAUAGAUGUUGUUAAGUUGCUCCUCAGCAAUGGGGCAGAUGUCAACGCUCAGGGUGGCGAGUAUGGUAAUGCCCUUCAGGCUGCUUCCCAUGAAGGCCACAUAGAGGUUGUCCAGUUGCUUUUUAAUACAGGACAGGUUGACGUUGAAUCGAGAGAUGAUUAUGGCCGAUCGGCGUUAUCGUCGGCGGCCGAGAGAGGAUAUUAUGAGAUGGUUCAGGUGCUUCUCAACACAGGGCAGGUUGACGUCGAUUCGAGAGAUAAUGGUGGCCGAUCGGCGUUAUCGUGGGCGGCCGAGAAGGGAUAUGAUGAGAUCGCCCAGGUGCUUCUCAACACAGGGCAGGUUGACGUCGAUUCGAGAGAUAAUGAUGGCCGAUCGGUAUUAUCGUGGGCGGCCGGUAUGGGAGAAGAGGUUGUCUUGAAAAUGCUUCUUGAGACGCAACUGGACGCCGUGGCAGCGGGCAAGAACGAACUGAGCCGAUCAGUCGGCCUCUCUGACAACAGGCAAAUCCGGGAUAUUUGCGAACAAGCAUUGGCCUCGUUCUCUGAACCGUCAAACAAGAAUGCUGCUCCGAGUCGGGUUCUAACAAAUGGUGUUGACAUCAACUCAAAAGACAACACCGGUGUGACGCCUAUUUCGUGGGCUGCGAGAAACGGCCAAGUCGAUGCUGUCCGUCUAUUAUUGUCACAAGAAGGUAUAGACCCCGACUGUUGCGACAACAGCGGGCGUACGCCGCUCUCUUGGGCCGCUGAAGGGUAUCUUUGGGUCCCUCAAAAAAACUACGAAAAGAUCGUAUCGCUUCUCAUUGCGAACAACAAGGUUGACAUCAACUCACGAGACCGGAAGGGCUACACUCCGUUGAUGUGGGCACUAUUGCAUUUCAGAAGUCGCGUGGUCGGGUUAUUGGUUCAAGCCGGGAGUCGUUUGUGGGAGGCAUGCAAAGCCAGGUUGGCUUUUGAGGCUUUCUUGUUGAAACACGCAUACUUGGAAGAUAGGCUCAUGGCCUCCAUUGGCUAUCCCGACGUUCACGACUUCUUCGGGCUGCAGAGAUUGUUUGGCGACUCCUGCGACGGGUGA